Messenger RNA from Cladophialophora yegresii CBS 114405, 1965 nucleotides. RefSeq lists its product as uncharacterized. Gene Ontology annotation, molecular function: histone deacetylase binding. The record is from RefSeq and is a predicted model, not a curated record. The transcript has 2 exons. Gene Ontology annotation, cellular component: Sin3-type complex. The coding region runs from base 1 to 1965 and encodes 654 amino acids. NCBI's taxonomy places the organism in Eukaryota, Fungi, Ascomycota, Eurotiomycetes, Chaetothyriales, Herpotrichiellaceae. Gene Ontology annotation, biological process: negative regulation of transcription by RNA polymerase II.
AUGGAUCUGGCCGCAGAUUCUCUCCUUGCCCUUUCUAAUGCCACCACGAACAUUGCCGCCAAAGAAGAACCACUCUCGGACGAUGAUCGGUCGAGCAGCCUUAGCGAGCUUGAGGAAGACCUCGAAGAUGGUGAAGACGAAGAAGUAGAUCCAACACAACUGGGGGACGCUGAUUCUGAGGCUGAAACUGAGCGACUGCAAGUCACGCCAGAGAAUCUCUCUAGGAAGAAGCCUUUUGAGAGCAGUCCCAGCAAGCUUGCCCAAAGACAAGAUGUAGACAUGCGGCCUGAAAUCGAGAGCUUGACGGAAAGCCUGGUCUCGUCUCCUAUAUCCUCCCACCCCGACUCGGACAAUGACGAUCCCUUGAGCGACGGUCCGGACGCAGAUGAAGAACUGCCAGUUGAGGCUGUGCCUGCUGGCACGAUGUCCCCCAACAAGCGUAAACGAGAAGAGAGCGCAUCAGACCUUGAGGAGGCACCCAGAUCACGAAGACGACGACGGCCAGGCUCACCCGAGUCUGACGAGGAUAAAUCAGAACUAGACAGUGACGGUGAUGAAGCUCCUGCUCCUCAGACUCGGAAACUCAACGUUGAACCCGAAGUUAAAGUCGCUGAACAGGGUACACACGCCCCAGAAGUCGCUGAAGAAGAACAGAAAGAAGUUGAGAAAACUGAUACUAGCGAAGACUCCAAGGGCAAAAGCAGAAGUCGGUUAAGGAGAAAAACGAAAGAACCUAUGAUACCAGAGCCGCAGCCAGAAGACGGUGAAGACGCCGAAGCGGCCGAAGACUCAGAGCCCGGCGACGCGGAUGAGAAUGAUGCCGAGGCGACCCUGAAAAGCGAAGAAGAGCAAGCCAGACGCAUGGCGGCCAUGGACUCGCUGAUGGCCAUUGAGAAGCAGUUUGCAACACUAAGGGACCGCCUCUAUGACGAACGCAUAGCGGCAAUCAACCAUGAGCUACAGCUACUGCAAGAACCAAAGCCAGCUCAUCCUGAGCUGAUACGUCAGGUCGAAGCAGUGCAGAGAUACCGCGACGAAAAGUUCCAAAUCGAGCAAAAGCUGCUCGUUUACAAGGUCGGAGCCUUGAAGAACAAGGCCGUUGCGGAACGGAGUCAGAUUCACAGCCAAUACUUCCAGACCGUAAGAGACAUCAGAGAGCGACACCUUGAACGGAUCAGCGAGCACUUUUACCGGAUUCAGCGUGAUAGAUUUAAAGCGGAUUCCUCGAUACCCAGUUUCAGCAUCCCAUUCCCGGAGAAGAGAUCACAGCAAAUUCUCCAGCAGACGGCUUACAAUAAGGAAGUCUCGAUUUUGUCGGGCGUAGCUAAAUACGUGGGCUUCCCUGCUGCGCCAGAAUUGGAGGCAUCCAGGCAGAAAGAUAUUGAAGACGACAUCCAGAAGAUGGGGAUCUCACCUGCACAAAUUCGACCUGCCAGAACCAUUCAGCGCCCAGCAGUGCAAUCACAGAUGUCCGGGCCACAAGCCGAAGAGCAGUUCCUGGAACAGACUCCCUGGGCUAACCCUCAACAUCCUAUUCACCGUCUGAGCCGGCAGAACUCCAACCGCUCACCAAUGAACGAAUUUCUCACGCCAGCGAAUCAACAACGGAAUAUGCCGGACAACCUCCAGCCCCCAGGAGGAUCGGCCUCUACCAUCGCCGACCCUUCAGCGUCGGCCCAAGCGUCCUCAGCCAUCAACACCCCCCAUGAUGGACAGAACAGCACCUCUAAGACGGAGGUCCAAGCAGGACCGUCUGCACUACAUAACUUCCGCAUCCACUCUGCGAGCCCCCUCGAUAUGAGGCGGCAUCCCGAGUCAAAUGAUCAGCCAGGGAAGGACAAGGACAUGAUGAGCGCUGGACGUGACACGGGCUCUUCACCUCUAACCUCGCGAGCAUACUUUAAUGCAACGGCGCCGAGACCACCUGCUAUCACGGCUGGGACGGGAAGAUUUAGUGUUCGUUGA